UCUGUCGGUGAUUAACUCAAGACUUUCUUUCUCUCUCUCUUUGUCAAAUCCGGCAACCCUUUCGUCCGAAUCUUCGCCGUUAUAUGUGUACAUUGUUCUUUCUCAAAUAAUAUAUAUUAUUUCUUCCCAAUCGCCGCGCAAGGUAACCCUUUUAUUCCCAUUUUUCAGAUCCAUUUUCCAUUAAGAAUUGAUCAAUUUGCGUGUGUGUAAGAAACCAAUUAGGGUUUUGGAAUAUUCGCCUUGAUUACCGCGGGAUUUGCUUCCUUUUGAGGUACGAUCAUAGAUUAAUCUGCCUCAGAUUUAUUUACUAUUCUGCAUUACUGAGAUCUUAGCGAAUUGCUUGAGAAUUCUCGUUAAAUAUGGCGGAGUUGAAUCCUAGAACUAGUUCUGUUAGUGAAGGAUUCGAUAAGGUGGAUGAGAAUUCAGAAAUUCGAAAUCUUGAGUUGGAAUCAUUAAACCCAGUAGUAGUAGUAGGCCGAUCCGAACAUCUACUACAUUCAAUGGAUGCAUUAGAUAUUUUGAGAGAAACAGUUCGAAUUCUCCGGUUCAAUUCGAUUGGUUUCAUGAGUAUCAUGGCAUUGUUCAUAUGCCCUGUAUCUGCUGUUAUAUUAUCAGAAUUUUUAGUCGAUCGAUCCAAAGUAAAGAACUUGAGUAUAAGUUUGUUCACGCUUGCUAAAACCAGUGGACUUCCCACUAGUCUUUUCAUCCAACAGACUUGCCAAAAGUUAGCAGUGAUGAUUAUAUCUUGGGUAGCUUGUUUUCCUCUUAACAUCACAGUAUCUCUAUUAUCAAAAGCAGCUGUUGUUUAUUCAGUUGACUGCACUUAUUCGAGAAAGAAAUUCGACUGGUCAAUGUUUUACUCGACAAUCUCCAAUCUCUGGAAAACAAUCCUUUCGACGUAUAUAUGGACAUGUAUGGUGAUCUCCGGCUGCCUUGUUUCGUUCAUCGUACUAUUUCUAGCUGCAGGAACUUCUUUAUCAGUUGCAGGGUUUGGUUCGGGUUUCAUUAUUUUUGUUGCAUUGGUGAUGGGGAUUGUAUUCUGUAUAGUUUUGGCGAUGGCUAUAGUAAUUUGCAGCAUGGCCAUUGUUGUAUCUGUGUUGGAGGAGGAGGUUUCAGGUUCUCAGGCAUUGAUUGAAUCUAGAAGGGUGAUUGAAGGUAAGAUUAGAGUGGGUGUUUCGUUAUUUUUGAUAUCGACGAUUGGAAUGUUGUUGAUUGAAUGGUUGUUUGAUCAUAGAGUGAAGACGGUUAGCUAUGGAGAUGGUUCUUCUAGAAUAUGGGAAGGGCCACUUCUGGUAUUGAUGUACUCGUUUGUGUUGCUUAUUGAUUAUAUGAAUUGGGCUGUUUUUUACUUUUGUUGUAAGUCACCAUCGUCGUUGAAUGGCGGGGAGAUUGGGUUAGAAGAGGUGGAUGAGAUUUAGGGAUAGAAAAUAUAAAGUGGAAAGGGUUGUCAAUGAUCAUGGGUCAUGUUUGUUUGAGAGGAAAAGGAGGAAAUGUUACACCAUUUGUUUACUUUUGAGAGUGAAAUAUAGAGAAUUUGUGUCUUAUAUCUUUCUUUCCAUUGUUAUUGAUUCAUAAAUAUUAUGAAUUUGGUUUUUUGAA
This is a messenger RNA of Impatiens glandulifera, 1599 nucleotides long. RefSeq lists its product as uncharacterized. The transcript has a single exon. The record is from RefSeq and is a predicted model, not a curated record. Lineage: Eukaryota; Viridiplantae; Streptophyta; Magnoliopsida; Ericales; Balsaminaceae. Bases 360 to 1418 code for a protein of 352 amino acids.